CACGUCCCUCCUCCAGAAACACCACUGAAUAAGACACCUUGCAAGAAACCUCAGAAGCAGAGAAAAAGCCAGCAAAGCCCCGUCGCUGCUUUUAGACUCAGAAACACUGUAUUGUGACCCAUUACAGAGCCUGAAGAGAAAAUCCAUAUCCCAAGAUGCAGUGGUGCAGGUGGGCUGGCAGUUGGAGAUCACACCUACCGAGACAGUCUGCAGGGCCGGAGAUUGAGGACUCUUUCGACUUUCUUUUUAAAAUCAUCCUGGUUGGGGACUCGGAUGUGGGGAAGACCUGCCUGGUCCAAAGCUUCAAGUCUGGCAUUUUCAUUGAGAAGCAGCAAAACACCAUCGGGGUCGACUUUACUGUUCGUACCCUGGACAUUGAUGGCAAGAAAGUGAAGAUGCAGGUGUGGGACACAGCAGGACAGGAGCGUUUCCGCACCAUAACUCAGAGCUACUACCGCAGCGCCCACGGGGCCAUGGUGGCCUAUGACAUCACACGCCGCAGCACAUUUGAGUCUGUUUCCCACUGGAUCAGGGAGGUGGAGCAGUAUGGAGCUGCCAGCGUGGUACUGAUACUCAUUGGUAACAAGUCAGACCUCCAAGCUCAGAGGCAGGUGUUGUUUGAGGAUGCAUGCACUCUGGCGGAAAACAACGGUGUUCUUGCAGUCCUAGAAACCUCCGCCAAGGAGGCCCAGAACGUGGAGGCGGCCUUCAUCCUCAUGGCCCGGGACCUUCUGGCACGCAACGGCAUGACCAUGACAGACGAGGCCUCUCAAGACCCACCUCAAUUCAUGCUGGGUAACAGCUCCCACCCAGUCCAUGGCAACGUGUCUUCAGAUAAAAAGUGCGGGUGCUGAGCGGACUGAAUCAGGGGUGUGUCGAUGAAGACUUGUUUGCAAAACAGCGGAGGCAGCCUGAAUACUCAACAUACAUGUGUGUUUGAAAAGUAUCUGUACAAGGGAAGGGAUGUCAUUUACAUAAGAUUAUUUUUAGGAGAAAUUGCUUAAGUUGUGUGUGUGAACAUAGGUUUUGCAUGUUUUGGUUUUUAAUAUUUAUACAGUUAGUAAAAUAUAAUCAUACAGUAAUAUUCUCCUGAGGAUAACUGCCGCUGAAUGUGAUGACUCCAACAAUACAAACCACACCUCUGCUUGAGGACUCUGUACACACGAACAACGUUUUCUCCUUGAAAUGCA
This is a messenger RNA of Xiphias gladius (swordfish), 1190 nucleotides long. It is a transcript of the gene rab19, whose product is annotated as ras-related protein Rab-19. Lineage: Eukaryota; Metazoa; Chordata; Actinopteri; Istiophoriformes; Xiphiidae. The record is from RefSeq and is a predicted model, not a curated record. Gene Ontology annotation, molecular function: GTP binding; GTPase activity. The coding region runs from base 156 to 854 and encodes 232 amino acids. Gene Ontology annotation, cellular component: trans-Golgi network. The transcript is spliced from 5 exons.